Plasmopara halstedii is the source of this 697-nucleotide messenger RNA. RefSeq lists its product as uncharacterized. Lineage: Eukaryota; Oomycota; Peronosporomycetes; Peronosporales; Peronosporaceae. The record is from RefSeq and is a predicted model, not a curated record. The transcript has a single exon. Bases 273 to 464 code for a protein of 63 amino acids.
AGCCUAUUGUUGAAAGCUCAUAUUGUACAAUAUCUUUUUAAAACUACGGAGUUGUACUGAUAUUGUUCGAGAUGAUCACUGAUAGUGUCGGAACGUAGAAGAAGAAUGUUUUUGUAUGCUGUUCUAAGGCUUCUGAGGCCACAUUCAAUUGCCGAUAGAUUUUGCAGUUGUAAACAGGAGUCGAAUAUAUGGGCGAAUGACAAAUACCAAAGCUGCCAAGAUGGAACCAAAAGCAGCGUGUUUAUAACCUGAAGAAUUUUGAUCGACUCAUCAUGAGUGGAGAUUGUACAGAAGUGCGGAAAAUGUGGGUGCCUGCAAAAAAAAACAUGCAGCACGCCUUCUUCAUCGCACAGGUGCAGCCCGGAGGUCGGUUACUGCAGCAAUGUAUGUGCAAUAUUUGUAAGCAGGGAACAAUGAAGACGAGUUUCGAAAAGAUUCGGGUAGCCGGACUUGAGGGUGUAUAACGACGCCAGCUCGAAUCGCGCUUCCGUUGUCACUUCCAAAAGCGUCAGCACAAACGUCGCACAUCGCUUCUUCACAGUCCACCUCUCAGUCGAAAGCAUUUGUUAGCAAGGGAAUAAUGAAAUUUGCGCAAUCAAACGUUUCUGCCAGCGUUUCGCUCGGAUGACCAAAUUGUUAGAUUUGAGUGUGCGUCUGACAAUUGAGACUCUAUUUGUGGUCCACAUCUCAAUAUGAC